AGAUAUUGCCUUUUCGCUGUUCUGAGUCACAGUGCUUCACUUCCAUUUGUUUUCCACGCUGUUAAUUUGCAGGCAAAAAAACCUCUUAGGAGGCUAAACUUCUCAGUGAGUUUGAUUUUAGCAGAAGCCUAUAAAGCACUUAUUGAAGAUAAGGUGUCCUUCUGAAGGAAAAUGCCAUUCAGAGAACCCAACUGCACAGAGUAGGUCACAGAACCACCCAUCACCUGUGCCCUCACAGACAAGGAGCCACCUGCACCCUCACAGGCUGUGACAUUGCAUGAAGAGUUUGAGACCUUCCAGCUUUUCUUCAGGGAGCUGUUCACGCUCCAGAAUGUCUACCAUGCUCAUGUGGAUGUCACUCAAGGAGCCAUUUCCCUUCCAGCAGGCAGCGCUGCUUUCUCAGUGCCUGCCUCAUUUCCUGGGCAAAGACGAUGGCCUAGGGCAGCACCUCUCCUGUAGACUGACUUCCACUGCAUGAGAGACCUGGCCGUUCCCUGGUGCUACCUACUCAACUCCUAUGGUCAGGACCUCUCCUUGAAGAACAACAGGGAGAUCAUCCACCUGCUGAAAAGCCUUGAAGGCAAGAACAUCACACCCAGGGUGCUGCCACCUCCCCAUGUCACCACCUGCACCAAAUACAAGCACGGGGAGCAAUUUUACUCUUCUUUUUCUUUCAUGCUGUGGACAUUUGUGUGCAAGACUCCCCUGACCAUCUGUUUUGGCUCUGUGUACAUGGCCAUCACCUGUCUCUUUGUGCAGCAGGACCAGCGUGUUCUCCAUCUGCUGGCAUGGUCUGAGGACACCAAGAGCCCCAAGGGGCACUUCUGGGUGAUGCCCUGCAGGAUCCCAGGAGAAGACAAUCUCAAGACGAAUGGGCUGUCUGGACAAGAGCUACCAGGAGUGAAGUCAGCAGAACUGAGCAGUAACUGGCAGCAGUAA
Cinclus cinclus is the source of this 939-nucleotide messenger RNA. It is a transcript of the gene GCNT2, whose product is annotated as glucosaminyl (N-acetyl) transferase 2 (I blood group). Gene Ontology annotation, cellular component: membrane. Gene Ontology annotation, biological process: transforming growth factor beta receptor signaling pathway. The record is from RefSeq and is a predicted model, not a curated record. Lineage: Eukaryota; Metazoa; Chordata; Aves; Passeriformes; Cinclidae. Gene Ontology annotation, molecular function: acetylglucosaminyltransferase activity.